Messenger RNA from Ceraceosorus guamensis, 1204 nucleotides. RefSeq lists its product as hypothetical. Lineage: Eukaryota; Fungi; Basidiomycota; Exobasidiomycetes; Ceraceosorales; Ceraceosoraceae. The transcript is spliced from 3 exons. The record is from RefSeq and is a predicted model, not a curated record. The coding region runs from base 250 to 819 and encodes 189 amino acids.
ACCACCACCAUCACGUCAGGUCGCUAGGCUUAGUCCUUUUAUCUCGGAGAUACCUGAAGCACACAAGGUAUCCUUGCUCGCAUCAUUGCGCAAAAGGUCUGGCACCACCGGCUAGCAAGGAAGGACUUCGCACGCAGCCCAUCCCAGGGCACCUCCGGUUCAGAGCGGAGGGUCGCGCACUUUAUCUGGUGCCAUUGGCAGUGUUCAGGGUCCUUUGAGGCAGCCUUAGAACCGGCUGGAGCUGAUAGUAUGGCGGAGCAGACCAAGUCUGACGCAGCCUCGCUGCUCCCCACAGCGGAGCAAACGGCGCAGCUUGCUUCGUCAAAAGGAGAAAGCACGCCUUCAGGUCCACGUCUCUUACCUUCGGGCUUCUACGCGUUCUCGCCUCAGAACGAUGACGAACCAACAUCAGUCACCACUUCUCUGAGGCCUCUUACAUCCGCAGUCCUAACCAUCAGGAUCAUCAAGUCAUUUCCUUUCAGGGCAAGUAGAAAUUUGGUGCUUGAUAACUUGGAUCUUACGACUUUGAAUGUAAAGCGGUUGAAAGAGAUUGUCAAGGUCGAGAUCGGCAAGAGGGUGGACAUGAAGACGGUCAGAAGUGCAGCGGGAAAGCUUGACACCAUGAAGGUCUACACACAUGCGCACUUCACCAAGACGUCCAACCUCAUCAUCAACUUAGACAGACCAGAGUGGGUGCUGGAUGGCGACAAAGAGGAAGUGCCUCUCGCCGAUUUAGGCUGCCAAAACGAGACGGAACUCUCCCUCUUCAAUCGACAAGAAUAUGAGGAAUUUCUUAAAGAUCCAAAGACCGAAUGGUAAUGCGGAUCGGGAAUGCAACCCCGCUCGAUCUGCCCUCGGAAUGGUGGCAAAGUGUCGUCCGCCGAGGAGACUCUCCGCCCACGAGCGCCACUGCCGUUUGAAGCGAGUGAUUUGCCACCCUAUGCGUGAUCACCUCUACAUCAUAUUUCCACGUCACCUGCAAGCAAACCUGACUUCUUCACGACAUCAAGCCACGAGGGCAAAUUUCAAUAGUCACCUGCUUUUCUUGCUCUUCUCUGCCGGAUUUCUACCGGAUUGCAUGAGUUCUCUCGAAGAGCGAGCGGCUACGAGGCAUGUGAAUUCAGUCUUUUCUUCCGCCAAUGGCACGUGCCGCGCCGCCGCCGCCUCCCGCAACGCUGCGUCGCUCUCGAGAUCUAUAUACAUG